Echinops telfairi (small Madagascar hedgehog) is the source of this 555-nucleotide messenger RNA. Its product is annotated as nuclear RNA export factor 3-like. Lineage: Eukaryota; Metazoa; Chordata; Mammalia; Afrosoricida; Tenrecidae. The coding region runs from base 1 to 534 and encodes 177 amino acids. The transcript has 6 exons. The record is from RefSeq and is a predicted model, not a curated record.
AUGAGCAAGACUCCUCCCUUUGACAUCCCCUCUGCUGUGCCACAGUCUGGGCAGGAGAAGCUCAAGUCAAAAAAUGAGAACCUGACCAAAGCAAUGCUGACUCCAGAGGUGACCAAGAUGAAAGGAGGAGACGGCUGCCAGGGAGAUCAUGACCUUCUGAGACUCCACUCAGAUCCAGAAGGAGUGAUGCACCAUGCUGCUGAAAUGGGACUGAGCGUUAGAAAGGACACUGCUUCCUCCCUUCAGAUCCAUGAGGAGAACAUGCCCACAAUGAAGGCUGAAGGGGCGACGGAGGAGAUGAAAGGGCUGGAGCCAGAGGAGAUGUGUGUGGGCAGAAAGCUGGGCACCACCUUGCAGAAGAAGUCCACCAAAGUAGGGGAAUGUCUGCUGCCCCAUGGCUGCUCUGCUUCCCAUGCCCAGCUCAGAGGGGAACACACGGGACCAAGUACCUGCUUUCCAUCCCAUGGUCACAUGAAGGACAGACACAGUGGUAGCAAAAGAGUCACUUCCACUUUCUCCCUUCUCUGUCCCUAAUGCCCACCACCCACAACUAAC